Messenger RNA from Cynocephalus volans (Philippine flying lemur), 4530 nucleotides. RefSeq names its product KRAB-A domain containing 1 (gene KRABD3). The record is from RefSeq and is a predicted model, not a curated record. Gene Ontology annotation, biological process: regulation of DNA-templated transcription. The transcript has 17 exons. Bases 102 to 3470 code for a protein of 1122 amino acids. Lineage: Eukaryota; Metazoa; Chordata; Mammalia; Dermoptera; Cynocephalidae.
UGAAAUGCGUUCCUUCGGGUUAAGCGGGGAUCGCCCUCCCUCUGCGUGGCUUGUUUCAUACAAGUUAUCCUGGGAGUGGCGGGCGUGAAGGCCUCAGAGGAAUGAGUAAAUCAGUACUUUUAUUCUUGGUGUCCAUCACCUUCAAGGACUUGGCCGUGAGGUUCUCCGAGGAGGAGUGGCGGCUCCUGGAGGAGGGGCAGAGGGAGUUCUACCGGGAUGUGAUGCGGGAGAACUACGAGACGCUGGUCUCCGUGGGGACAUCUGAGCUGCUCCCCCUCUCUGCUUUCCUGUCACCUACUGAGCCUGGAGGAUCCAUGGAGGGAAGGAGCCUUGUUGCUGAGAGGCAGGAGCCUCCUGGUGGGGGAGGCCCCCAGGGAGGACAGCCCCGGCAUAGCCUGCACCUCACUGCCCUGGUGCAGCUGGUGAAGGAGAUUCCAGAGUUCUUGUUCAGGGAAGGCAAGGGCGCUGUGGACAGCCCCGAGAGUGGGGCAGCUGGCCUGGACGGGGAAAGAGCGAGGCCUGAGGCUGCUGUGGCAGUGGAACCUUGCACCCUCCGAGGCCUGCUUAGCUGCCUUCCGGAUGCCCCCAUCAGCCAUCCCUACCUGGCCACCACGCCCACCAGCAGCUCAUCCUCCAGCAGCCCACAUAGAGAUGGGGAGCAGGGAAACCCCGUUCCCCUCAAAACUGCUGACAAACAACAGCCUACAGGGCAAGAAGGCCCAAGAGCCCUCAGCGAGGAGCCCAGUCCUCCCACCUGUAGCCCCGGAAGGAGAAAAAGCCACAGAAGGCAGGAGAGAGGGACGAUGGAGACAGGAACCUCUCCUGGGAACAGCCCCUUGCAAGGCCUCAUCAACUGUCUGAAAGAAAUCCUUGUGCCUGGGCCCCAGCACCCUGAGCCAUCCCCAAACUUACUGCCCCAUCUCCCCGGCCUGGGUACAUCAAGGCCAACCAGAGUGGAGUUGGGGCUUGGGAGCCUGCCCUCGGGAGUGAAGACAGAGGCAGUGUCAGGGGAUUGUCCCCUCCAGGGUCUGCUGAACUGUCUGAAGGAGAUCCCAGAGGCCCAGGACGGGAAUCCCAGCCCCUCAGGAGCAGGGGACCCCCAGCUGCAGGAGGACCAAGGGGCCUGGAAAAGGAAUUCUGGAGGGCCUGGACACCUCCAGACCCUUCCUCCCUGCUCUGGUCCUGGAGCUGGCAGCAUGCUCCCUGUGGUGAAGAUGGAGAAUGGCUGGGCCCAGAGACCCCCAGGGCCUGUGUCAUGUCAGUUCAUCAGGCACACCCAUGGCCCCUCUGCCACCAGAGACACCAGAGGGGUCCAAGUGCCCAGUUGGGGCCCUGCGCCUCCAGCUGGCAGUGCCUCAAGCUCACCCCUGGAAGCACUGGAGGCCUGUCUGAACGGCAUUCCCCAGAGCGGGUCAUUACGUCCCCAGCCACCAGCUACCUCUUGGUCCCGGAGCCCCCAUCCAGGAGACCCUGGGCCUCAGAGGCCUGAGCUGUGGCCCCACGGAUCACACACUGAAGAGGCGGCCAGGGAGCCUCUUCUGACUCUGGGCCUGCAGGGCUUUGCGAGAGAUGGCCCUGCCCGACCCCCAGGCCCCCAAGGCACCCCCACCAGCUUAUCUUCAUCCAGCAGCACUGACGGGGACCUGGAUUUCAGGAGCCCUGGGGGGAGCGAGGGGCAGCGGAAUGGAAAAGGAAGCCCAGCAGGAAGCUCCCCACUCCAGGGUCUAGAGAACUGUCUCAAAGAGAUUCCUGUGCCCAGGCUGCAGCCUGCCUGGUCCUGCUCCUCAGCAGUGGACAGGGGACCGAAGAGAGCAGAGCCCAGGAACUGGGUGGCAGACAAGGAAGGACUGAGGGGCGAGGCCUGCAAGCCGGCUCACCUUGGACAGGGCAGGGCAGAAGUGCCCCCCAGGAGCCUCCCUCUGGCCAGCCCACAGGCGUUUUCUGCUGGCUUUGUCCCUGCCUGCCGCCAGCGCCAGCGGGGGUUUCAAGACCAUGAGGCCCCCAGGCUGGGAUCAUGGAGGUGGCUCCCAGACGGGGCAGCCACCACACCCUCCCCUCUACACUGCCUGGAGAGCUCUCUGAGGGUGAUCCUGCCCGUGAGGCCGCUGCGCUUCUCCUUCGUGGCUGGCUCCGGUCCCAGCCCCAGCCCCGGCUCCAGCUCAAGCUUCAGCAGUUCUGAUGGAGAAGACCUGAGGCUGGAGCCCGAGCUCUGGCAGCCUCUCCCCCAGAGUGAGCUGCACCCCAGGCCACCAUUCACCACUCUGAUGCCGGAGAAGGACCGCCUUCUCAGCUACAAGAGUCCUGGCCCUGUGUCCCCAUGCCCUGGUGGGCCCCCCACUGGCAGCAGCAGGAGCAAUAGCCGUGCUGAAGACCCCAGGAGAGCAGAGCACAGGGACUGCAGCAGUCUCAGUGCAGGAAAGGCAGAAGAGAGUCUGGGAAGCAGGUGCCAGUUGCCUGGGAAAGAAGAGAGCGUGGAGAGCAGCUGCCACCCUGGCCCCCUGGGCAGUGCCACAGGAGGCGGAGGGGUGCCUAAGGAUCCUGGCCCUGCUUCUCAGCUGGAGAAAAGGCCAAGGGCUGGUGAAGAACCCGGGGGUCUGGAGCCUGGGCACAGAAGGCCCAGUGUUUCAGCCAGGACCCAUAGGAGGCUGCUCCCCAGGGCCCUGCCUGAGCCACCCAGCAAGUCUCUCCUGCUGGAGCUGCCCCCUCCGGCUGCUGUUUCUCCUGCCUCAUCAGCCACCUCCCUACCGCUACCAUGCCCCUGUGGGAAGCCCCUGCGACAGGAGCUGCACAGCCUUGGUGCUGCCCUUGCAGAGAAGCUGGAUCGGCUGGCUGUGACCCUGGCAGGCCUGGCCCAGGAAGUGGCAACCAUGAGGACCCAUGUGGAUCGGCUGGGGAGGCGCCCAUGGGGCCCUGGGCAGAAGAGCCAGACUUCCUGGUCUUGGACCCUCCCCCGGGGACCUCGCUGGGCCAAUGGCCCUGGUCACAGAUACCUGCCCUACUGGAGACAGAAGGGCCCCACCAGGCCUAAACCAAAGAUCCUCCGGGGCCAGGUGGAAGGCUGCAGGGCUGGUGACCCCCCAGGACUGUCCAGAGGGAGGGGUCACCUGGUGCCUCAGCUGCCUUCAGAUCCUCCCCCAGCAGAAAUUUCUGGUCCCAAGUGCAGCCCUUCCCAGCAGCCUCCCUCCUCGGCACCCAGCUGCCAGGCUGUGCUGACUGUAUACCCUCCCUUCGGACACACUGGGGGCCACCAGAGCCCCCUUUCUCCUUCAGUGCCUGCUGCCUUACCCCACCAGAUGGCCUCUCCUGCUGCCGCCAGUGCAAACACAGAUCCACUGGCUGCAGGAGCAGCACAAGCUGGAAACCCAGACCAGCCCAAGGAGCCCAACAGCCUGCUGGGGGGAGUCCAGAGAGCUUUUCAAGAAGGACUCUGGGCUGGUGAACACAGGGACCCGAGGUGGGGGGCGCAUUAGCCUCAUUCUUCAGCAGGAUGCAGGAGUGGCCCCAGUGCCCCUUCGCCCCUUGGCCCCACUCCAGGCCAUCCUGUUGCAGGGGCCAGCUCCCUCCCCACCUGCUCCACUGACCCUUCCAUUGCUGGAGUUGUACCCUUUGCCCUGACGGCAGGCAAGACCCCCAGGUGGUGUUUGCUCAGGCGGCCACUGUGUGGGGUGCAUUCCUCAGCCACGCCUCUGGCUUUCUUGGCUCAGGUUCAGUCACAUGUACCUCCCCGUCCUGUCCUUCCCACUGGAACCACCCAAGCUCUCAGAUGGGUAGUGUGGACAUGUGCACACCAUGCAAACACGGUGUUCUGUGCAUCUGCAGAGUGGCCCCGAGAACCCCUCUUUCUAACCACCUGCCGCUCCUGGUCUCAACCUUGUGAAGGGCUGGGCUCUCGGCUUUCUGGAAUAACUGCUGGUACAGAUUUCAUUUUGAGAGAACUCUGCCCCUUGGUGGCAUGUGCAGACUCAUCCCCAGUUUUAGUGCCUGGUGAGGCCAUCUCAGAGUGACCCGGGGAACCUAAAUUAAAGAAGUUAGUUGCCGAGGAAAGUUUCUUGGCUCCUAUAGAAAGAGGCUAGGUGGGACCCACACUGGGGUGUGGCUGGUUGGAUUGUGCCACCAGCACAGUGGGGACGAGUUGGCGCCUACUGCCUCCCCCCAGCCACCCUCAAGAGAAGUCAGCAGCGUGCCAGUGAGGCUGGGGAGCAGGAUUCCCAAAGGAUGCCUUGGGAAAGUUAUACACGUCAUUUCUCCUGGGGCUGCCAUGUGAAGUGCCACUAACUGGGUGGCUUAAACAGCAGGCACUCUUUCUCAGUUCUAGAGGCUGGAAGUCCAAAAUCCAGGUGUGGCCAGGGUUGGUCCUUUGGGCUGUGAGGGUGGGUCUGUCCCAGGCCUCUUCUGGGCUGUCAGUGGCCCGGGCCUUCUUAUUGUUUGCACAGCGUCUUCUAUGUGUUCAUCUCGAUUUCCCCUUUCUAUCAGGACACCAGGUGGAUUGGAUUGGGUCCCACCCUGAUGAAUUCACUUUUAAUUUGAUAC